Messenger RNA from Racocetra fulgida, 364 nucleotides. Lineage: Eukaryota; Fungi; Glomeromycota; Glomeromycetes; Diversisporales; Gigasporaceae. The record is from the annotation of a GenBank genome assembly.
UUGAAAGAACUUUCGUUGAUUUCGGCACUCAAGUUGAAAGAACUUUCGUCGAUUUCGGCACUCAAGUUGAAAGAACUUUCGUCGAUUUCAGCACUCAGGUUGAUUUACUUGAAAAAAAAGCUUGCGCCGAUUUUGGAUCUCAAGUAUCCUUUUUACAUCCAAUGUGUGAAAUUCUUCAAAGAAGAAUUGAUGAGUUAAAAAAAAAUAAUGAGCAAUUAUUAAGUGAAAAUGAGGCAUUAAAAAAAAAGUUAAGCGAAAGAUUUACUAACCAACAAGAUCGCAUUCAUUCUAUAAUAGAAAUCGCCAAAAAAGAACGAAGUAAUUUGUAUGAUGACAUCAUGAAUUUAAUGAAAAAUCAAGAACG